AUGGCACGAUUACUUUUAGCUUUGUUAUUAGUCUCUUUUGCUACUUUUGCCUAUACCACUGUAUACCCAGUUAUGGUUGGUCAGGGUGGAAAUACUUUUACACCGCAAAAUAUUACAAAUUUAAAAGUUGGUGAUAGUGUCAAUUUCACAUGGGUUAAUGGUAUGCACAGCGUUACUCUAUCAGACGCCCCUGCUGGAACCUGUGUCCAAUCCACCUCUAUACAAAAUUCUGAAAUCCAAGCUCCAACCAAUGUAGUUGGUACUAGUGUAUUAUUCAACAUCACUAGCAGUACACCACCAACCGUCUGGUACUUCUGUAGAGUAUUACAACAUUGCCAGGGUGGUAUGUGGGGUGUCUUAAAACUUGAAAGUGCAUCAAAUUCGACUAAUCCAUCUCCAAGUUCGGCUCCAAAAUCACCAAAUGGUGGAAGUUCUUCUCAACCAGCUACUCCAGAGAAAACUUCAUCAGCUAACAAGGGUGAAAUUAGUGGUGCUUUAAUUAUUGGUUCUGGACUUUUAAUGUAUUUUGCUGGACUAUUUUUGUAA
Messenger RNA from Racocetra persica, 546 nucleotides. The record is from the annotation of a GenBank genome assembly. NCBI's taxonomy places the organism in Eukaryota, Fungi, Glomeromycota, Glomeromycetes, Diversisporales, Gigasporaceae.